CGCCGAGCAACGGGACGGCGUGAGCCGACGCGCCGAAAGUGAGCGAGGUUUUAAUUGCGAGUUAACUUUCAGAUUCCUUCAGAAUGUCGCACUGGGAGUAUUUGGACCCUGCAGACCUGAGCCUGUGGAUGUUUAAUGAAGACCCUCCAGGUAUCAACCUGCUUUCCACAGCCAUCGAGUGCUGGAACAUCAUUCCUGUCAGCAUAAAAACGAAGGCUUGCCAGUCGAUGAAAAUGGUCUCCUAUUGGUAUCCAAUUCUGCUACAGCGGCAAGCACUCAACAGUACUACUUGCUGGGCAAUAGGAAUGGGCUUCAUAGGUUCAGAUGACAGUGAUGACCUGAGUCUGAGGCAGGUGUACAAGAUUGAAGUAUUGGAAGUGGUUCUCAGAGCACUGGAAGAAGCAUGUAUUGACCAGGACAAAACGAGGCAUGUGGUCUGGUUCAGUGAUAAGUUUAAUUUGGGCACUCCAGAGGUUUUUGAUGAUGCUGUGCGGUGGCUUGAAAACUCCGGAGGGUCCCGCAUCGGCCAGCGGAUUCGGGAGCUUGGCAACAGAAAAAUCUGCUACAAAAUGCUACAACAUGUCUUCAUUGUGUAUGCUCAGUUUAUUCAGGCAAUGGGUGUCAACAGAGAGCAAACCAUGACUGUGCUGGAGGCCAGACCGUUUCAACAGGCUAUUGAGAAAAGUGAAAAGAUGAAGUGUAAAGGCAAUGAGAAAUUUAAGAAGGAGAAAUAUGAUGCUGCCAUUCAGUGUUACUCCCAAGCAAUCAGAUAUCACCCUGAAAACCACAUUAUUUAUGGGAACAGAGCGCUGUGUUAUAUCCGACUUGAGCAACAUCUAAAAGCUGUUGCUGAUGGAAAACGUGCUUCUUUGAUAAAGCCACUAUGGGCAAAGGGUCAUUAUCGGUACUGUGAGGCAUUGUUCUACCUGGGAGAGGGCGAAAGAGCUCUUGAAGCCAAUAAUUUUGCCCAGACUCUGUGCAAGGAAGACUCAGAUGGUACAAAGGAUCUUGAGCAGCAAUAUAAGAAGUUCAUUUUGGAAAUGGAAAACAUCAAAGCUGGAUCAUGUAAAGGGAGCAGUAUUCAAAGAUUACGUAGUCCUAAGAGAACAGAUGCUACUGGAUCAUGUCUACGAGAUGUAAGACCAGUGAUGGUUGAUUUGGCAGCCGGCAGCGUAGCUUCACCAAACAAGGAUCCUGAGGUAAAGAUGACCAGCCAGACUGAACUAGGAAAAGCUGAAGCACACACUCAAGGCAAAACCAAAGACUAUAAACAGACAAAAAGUGAGACUGCUUGUAAGAGGAGCAGCAAAGAACCCAACGUCCCUAAGAAAAAAAAAUCCAAUGGCAGAAAUGUCCUCUCCAAGGAACAGACGAUGCCUGAGAGCUCCAUAGCAGAUGUUCGCGAAGCCUUGAGGUCCGCAGUGCAGGAUGGCUGCAGGUGUCUGUGUGCCAUUCGCGGCCAUAAUGCAGAAGAGGCUUUCAGCAAGGCCCUCUCUUUGCUUGGAACCCACACCAUCCAGGAUCUUGGACUUUCUACACAUGAUGAAGUGUUGCUGAUAUAUGGCCGUGCAUCAGCCUUGGUAGAGAUUGGCCAGCCUGAGGAACUUGCAGAAGCACACAGAGAAUUCCAGAAGAUGAAGUCCUUUGAGGAGAGGACAUUUCAGUGUUUUGUGUACUAUGGUAUUGGCAGAGUGUAUCUCAAGGAGAACAGGUAUCCACUUGCACUGGAGAGGUUUUUAGACUCACUGCGUUUGGUUAGAAAUCAAAUAAUGCCUGGUGUACUCAAAUGGCCUAUGACAAAAGAGAUUGUCAAAGAAUCACAGCCAUACUACUUAAAGGAGCUCCUGGUCAAUGCAAUAGAGUUAUGCAAAUUUCCCCCUAAACCAGAUGCUGUUUGUAGACAUGAGAAUUGCCUUGGUCAUACGAAAACUAAAAUUUAUUUCACUGACCCAGAUUUUAAGGGCUUCAUUCAAGUAAAUUGCUCUCAAAGUUGUGUUGUAGAGUACCACAUCAGCUGUUGGAAAACCCUCAAGACAAAAUUUUUCGACAAAAAUGAAAAGGAUUUUCUCAAAGAAACAUGCUUUACUCCAAACUGCAGAGGUAAAAUAUGUAGUAUCAAAAUCUAUGGUUCAACAGGCCUAAUCAAAUGUAAGUUUGAAGCUGACAUUGCUAAGCAGGAGCAUCAAGUGAAGUUGAAAGUAAACCAGAAAUGCACAAGUCUUAAGAAGUUAAAAUCUAAGGAAGACCGUAAAUAUAAAAGAAAGCAGUAUAAGCAAGCAUCUCAACAUAACUGGGAAAUGAAUCACUCUCUGUUGGAGAAAGAAGAAAACGUGGUUCAGUUUCCAGAGAAAGCUUGUUCCUGGAUGCUGUAUCGGGACCCUGUCCUGCAUCAAAUUAAGGAGAGCAGGAAGCUUUUUGGAGAAGAACAGAGCCCUAAUAUGUCAGCCCUAAUGAAGAGUCUUAUGCCCUGGAUGGAACUGGACUUGUCAAAGGGCAGUAACGUAGCAGGGAGGAUCAUCGGCGGGGAUCAACAGAAGCCCGGAACGCUAGGCCAAGUGGCAGAUCUGAUGCUGGAGAGGAAGAACCGGGUGUGGGCUCGCCUCCUCAUCCAGUUCCUCAGCACUUCACCUGAUACCUGUCCCAACUUAAUUGAGUGGGCCCAGCAGCUUGAUAAUGCAGGUCUAAAUGCUGCCAGAGAGUUCAUUGAGCGCUAUUCAGGACACAUGGAGAAGUUGGACCUGGCUCCUCUGCUCACCUUUACCCCAGUACAGGAUAUGCUUAUAGAAAAAUUUGGUACCAGACCAGAGUUUUUGAAUCAAAAUGACUUAACUGUCACUGAAUUCCUUAAACAGUCUCCAGUACAAGAUAUGAGACUUUUUAUCUGGGCUUUGGAAGAGCACAGGGAGCUUUACGCUGGCUGUCAUACAAUACUAGAUCAGUAUUUUGAAGUGAUGGAUGGCCAUUGCCAGAUGGUCAUGAAGAAGUCUGAAGAUAAAAAUCAAGAUAAUUCUUCUAUGAAGACAAAGAACAGAGGCCGCAAAAAGAAACACAAAGAGCCAAAGGGCGUUACGAUCUUUUCAGGAGCGAGAGGCGGUACACCCAGAGAUGAGCGGGACUUUUUUGAAGAGGAUGGCUAUUUAGCAUUCCUUGACCCGAGUGAGCCAUUCAGUAUACCUGAUCACAUUCAAGAGCAAGUGGCCGACUUUGAGGACCAGUUCAACUGCACUGGACACAGAGAGGACUUUAAACACAUUUUAGACAACAGCCCUGAUCCAACUAAAGAAAGAUUGUAUGACUACUUUGCCCAGAUCUUGGAAGAACAUGGGCCCCUGAAUGUCGAGGACCCCCUGCUGGUUGGAGAGCUUGACAAUUUUCCACCUUCUGCUCAACUGAAGAUCGAACAGGCUGGUGGCUUUAAGCCCUUCCUCCUGGAGUCCCUCCGCUUCAUUAUGAUGGGGAACUGUAUAGGUCUCGCUAAGCAUGCCAUUUUUCUACAGGAAACUGGCCAUGGAAACAGCAAGUGUGCUCUGGAAGACCCAACUAUCCCAACAGACAAAAGCUACCUGCAGAAACCUCAUUCUGCACAACCUGAGUCGUAUCCCUACCUCCCCAGUCCUUAUGUAUUUGGGUCUACAUUGUCACAGCUUGCCUUGCCAACAAGUAGAAUAGCAGGCACAGUGGAGCCUUUAAGAAGUUCCCAACAGUUUACAGAGAGCCAGGAACCUUCAAAUCCACAGUUUCCUUCUACCUUUACAUCUAGUGAGAUGGCCAACUUGGAGCUGUAUACCAGUGAAGUGGAUGAAGGUGGUGUUGGGGAAAAGCCAAGCAUUUUGACAAAGUCUGGACUCAGCUUGUUGAACAAACCUGAAGCCCCACAGGCAUGUCAUGAGGCCAAGAGGAGUGUAGCAAUCAAUACAGAAGUUUAUGCGCUUUUUGAGGACAGCAAUGGGGACAUCAACAAAAAACACAAGACCGUCAAGGAGUUUGAGAUACAGAUCUACAAAAUAGUGACUGAUUGUGAUGGGAUGAAUCAGAGUCACAAAGAUGUUAUAACUGCUCUUGAAGAAGACUGUAAGAAGAUUGAUGGCAAUAUACAAGUGACCAAUAAAGAGCUGGUGCUGUUCCAACAUAAGCUUGAAGAAGUGGUGAAAAUGGACCAGCAAGAGAAAAAAGGCAAUCAGGAGGCACUGAAAACCCUGAAGAUAGAGACUGAAGACCUGAUAGCCCAACAGGAAGUCCUCAUACAAAAUAAUAAAGAAGUACAGAAGAGCUAUGACUCAGAAUUUAACAGUUUGUUAGAACUGAGUAACCAGUCAGCUGCCGAGAAGAUGAUCUUGGAAGACCACAUCCAGAGAGCCAAAGACCUGUGUGCCAAGGCUGCCAAGAGGUCCCAGGCAGCACAGCUGUCAUUCCUGGAGAACUGCCGUGAGAAAGCCUCACACUGCCUCUACAGGUCUCUGUCAUGUGCCAGGGCCGUCCUUGCCAAACUGGAGGAAGUAGCACCAAGCAGAUACCAUUCACACAUCUUCACCACUACUCAGAACAGCUGGAGAGCCUGUGCCAAAGAAGCCAAGGAAAAAAUUACCACUUUGGAGGCUCAGUAUGAAGAAUGGAUGGAGCAGGUGAGGAAUGGAAGCAGGCUGUCUGAGCUGCCCCCAGUCAGCAUUUCCACUACAUCUCAAGUACCACUUCCACUGAUGUUUCUGUCAACUGCACAGUCGUCUCCCGAGGAGCUAUCAGAUCCUAUUUUACCCGAGACCUCCAAUGUUCCAGUCUCAGCAGUUGAAAGCCCCAUGCUUUGCCCACAACCUUCCAGCCUUCCAGCCUCCAACCUCCCUCAGCAGCAGCUUGAACUUGAGACUCAAGAUAGCCAGCCCAACCAUGAAACCAGCCCAAAGGAGCUACACAUCAGCAAGCACGACAAAGCUCUGGAGUGCCUCAGCACAAUCUUCCCUGACUAUACCAAGCCAGACUUAUCUGCAUUUGUGUGGGAGCUGUCUGCAGCCAAUGAUGAAGCCCUCACGCAUAUGGACAUCCAGGAUGUUGUUAGCAGAGUGACUCAGUUAAUCUUGGACCAGCAGGAGAAGACAAACUCGACCAAAAAUGUUGGACUGAACGUUCAGCAUGUUGGGAACCCUUCUCCUUCCCCUGCCUGGCAGACAGUUAAAUCACAGAGACAAUCCCAGACCAAAGCUCUGAACUUGGAGGAUCCCUGUAUCAUCUGUCAUGAUGAUAUGUCCCCAGAAGAUGUGUGUGUCCUGGAAUGCAGGCACAGCUUUCACAAAGAGUGUAUCAAGUCCUGGCUUAAAGAACACAGCUCGUGUCCGACCUGUAGAGAACAUGCUCUGCUGCCGGAGGACUUCCCCGUGCUGCUCGGGAGAACACGCCGAGGACACACGCCUUCAGCCGCGCCCUAAAGAGAAUCAUCGCCUCAUUCUGUACCGUGUGGUUUUAUUUUGUUAACAGUACACAUCAAGGUAUUCUCCUCAGUACACGUAGGAACAGAAUUAUCCCUCAGUGUUGUAGAAGAGGCAGCAUUUCAUAUCCUGACUUACGGAAAACCAUCCUUUCUAAAUUUGUAGGUGAUUUUUAUUUUAUUUUACUUUAACUGUUUUCAUGAAGGAGGCAGUUUUAUGUUUCUGUAUUGUCGGACAGUGUUGUUUUUGUUUUUUGUAUUACCAAAUAUCCCUAAAAUGUUUUUGGUUUUUCACAGUUAGAAAGCCAGCAAGCCCAACCCUGCUAUGUGUUCUUCAUUGUGCUAAUCCACCUCUCGAACCUGCAGCUCAUCCAGCCUCCUUGAAGCGGUUGUUGGUACCUUUUAUCCAAAGUAAUUUUUAUGCAUUGUUUGGAGUUCAUGUCACAUUUAUGACAGGAGAAAAAUAAAUGCAG
Messenger RNA from Lampris incognitus (smalleye Pacific opah), 5889 nucleotides. RefSeq names its product tetratricopeptide repeat domain 3 (gene ttc3). Gene Ontology annotation, molecular function: protein binding. Lineage: Eukaryota; Metazoa; Chordata; Actinopteri; Lampriformes; Lampridae. The transcript is spliced from 46 exons. Bases 84 to 5417 code for a protein of 1777 amino acids. The record is from RefSeq and is a predicted model, not a curated record.